AUGCAUUCCAUCGUGCAACCACACUCCUGGGUGGCCAUCAAGCUGCCCACGGGCAACCUCAGGAUCCUCCAGGUCACACCAAACACAACGAUAUCCCUUGGCAAAUACGGCACCUUCCCCAGCAAUCUCAUCAUCCAGCGACCCUUCCAUCUCACCUACGAGCUCGAAGAUCGUCGAGAGAACGAGUCCUUCAACCGCCUCCGCAUCGUCCCCGCGUCCGAACUGUACCAGGACGUUCUCACAGAAUCCUCCAACACCACAGACACACAGUCCACGCCUGUUCCAGACCAAGAUGAUGACACGGCGGCCGGCACAGGCGGUAGCGCCGCCGCAGAGCCCACAAAUGUCGAGUUCUCUCUAGUCGACCCAGAAUCCGGCGCGGUCGUCGCGAAGACCAAUCGUGUCGACAUUGACGCUGCCGUGGCUGCCACGCAGACGCUGACCAUGGAGGAGAUUGAGGCGCUCAAGAAGCACGGGACCAAUGCUGGCCAGGACCUCAUCGCCAAGCUCAUGCUCUCGCACACGGCCAUCGACCAGAAGACCGAGUACUCGCUCGCAAAGUACAAGCUGCUCAAGACGAAAAAGUACAUUCGCCGGUUCUCCGUGCUGCCUCUCGACGUGCCGCUCCUCAACCACUGGCUGCUUGAGGAAAAGGAUCCGUCCAAGAUCCUGGACAUGAGGGAGGAAAUGAUUGGCCUGCUGGGUUGCUGGGCGAAUGUCCACUUUGGCGGCGAGGAGUCAUGCGAGGGCCAGGAGGUGGCCGUGGAUGGGGUUGAUGCCGAGGAGCAGGCAAAGAAGACCUUGGAGGAUGCGUCGGGACGCUGGCUUGCGAUCGACGAUACGGGUGGUCUCCUGGUGGCCGCAAUGGCUGAGCGAAUGGGUGUUCUUUUCUCGCCAGAGGCCACGGAAGGCCCGCAGCCAAAGACGGAUAAGAAGCCAGCGAAACCUCGGCCCGCCGGCGAGGAGAAAGAGCAGGCGCAGGUAACAGAGAGCGUCGCCACCGAGAACAACCCGUCAGCUACGGCGGAGCAGUCUGAGCCGACAUCAGCACCUGAGCAUGCGCAAACACAGCCCGCAGAAGAACAACAAGUAUCCAAAGCGACAGCUCCAAAGCGAACAUUCAGCGACCUACAGAUCCCCUACUCCCAGAACAACACCCUCACCGUCAUCCACGCCAACUCGCAACCCAACCUCAGCUUCCUGCGCUACUUUGACUACGACGCCGCCAACCCGCCGCAGGCCCACCAGCACCCGCUGGCACGCCACCUCUUGACACUCACCUGGUUGCAACUGCUCGACCCGCAAGCCGACACGACCUACGCGGCCGAGCUCGCCACCGCGACCCCGGAAGAACUGCGCUCCUGGAAGGCCAACCGGCGGGGCAAUUACCACCGCAAGCGCCGGCGGUGGGCGCGCCUGCGACACAUUGUCGACACGACGCGGCAGGGCGGCUUCUCGGGGCUCGUGGUCGCAAGCACAAUGGACCCAGUCUCCAUCAUGCGCCAUACGGUCCCGCUGCUCGCGGGCGGCGCCCCCGUCGCGAUAUACUCGCAGUCGGUAGAGCCCCUGAACGCGCUGAUGGACUGCUACAGCAUCGCGCGCCGCGCCGCGUGGGUGCAAACCCCGCCCGCGGAGCUCGAGGGCAAGUCCGCCGAGGAGCUCGAGCGGUGGCAGGGCAACGACGAGUUCCCGCUCAACCCGACGCUGCUGCUCGGCGCGUCGCUGCAGACCAGCAGGGUGCGCAAGUGGCAGGUGCUGCCAAACCGGACACACCCGCUCAUGACGAGCCGCGGCGGCGCCGAGGGAUAUGUGUUUACUGCAUUCAGGGUGAAGCCAGCGGAGGGCAAGGUUGAGGCGCGCGGCAAGGCAAGGAGUAAGAAGAGGAAAGUCGACGAGGUUUGA
Messenger RNA from Microdochium trichocladiopsis, 1902 nucleotides. RefSeq names its product Gcd10p family-domain-containing protein. Gene Ontology annotation, biological process: tRNA methylation. The record is from RefSeq and is a predicted model, not a curated record. The transcript is spliced from 2 exons. Lineage: Eukaryota; Fungi; Ascomycota; Sordariomycetes; Xylariales; Microdochiaceae. Gene Ontology annotation, cellular component: tRNA (m1A) methyltransferase complex; nucleus. Bases 1 to 1902 code for a protein of 633 amino acids.